AGUUACCCGUAUGAAACGCUCAGUCGAGAAACGCCGGUGCGAGCAAAGUUUGGUCCGUACAUAAUUCUGCGAAACCCGAUUCUCGUCGAUUCGUUGUCUUCUUCAAACUCAAUUUUCCGAACCCCGUACACCGUCCGCGAGAUUGCAUGGCCGGAAGAAGCGCUUCAUCGACAACUUGUUGCUGGAAUUCUUGAUUUCCAGUUUUUCCCUCGCGUCUUUUUUCUACACUCUCGGAAUCGGAGAUUCCUAGAGGAUACCACAAAGCUCGUUGAAGCGAUAGAUUCUGAUAAUUGUCUCUUUCGCGCAGACAUUGAUGAAGAAAGACGAAAAGAAUAGUUCGGCGGGGAGAACCAUUUACACUAGAUCCUUAGCAGCUUCAACUUCUGCCUCAAUGGAACCAGAAACCCCUGGUUUGAGGAGGUCAUCCCGGGGAAAGCCAAUAACUCCAGCUUCUGCUACUAGAAAGUCAGAGAGACUGGCUCCCGUACCUGCUUCGGUAUCGAGAAAGUCUGCUCGAAUUGAGAAGAAAAAUACACCAAGUCCUCUGAAUAUUCAGCAGAGGAAGGAUAUGAAGGGAAACAAUUUACAAGAGCCGACAAAUGAAAUCAAGAAACGGGAGCCUAUAAUGUCAGCCCGGACUUUUAGAGCUUUGUUUAGAAGGCUCAAUAAUAAAUCCGAGGCGUUAGUUAAUGCUUCAAAUGAUGAGGAACUAGUAGUUGUUGGUUGUUCUCGCCGCAUACCUGCAAGCAAUGAUGAUGCUGCUCAAGACGGUAACACCGAUUGUCCACCACCUGUGAAGGACACAGAAAAGAUGGUGCCUGAUGAUGCAUCCCCGAUGGUUGAAACAGGGGAUGGAAACGCUAUAGGUUCACCUCCAAAGAGUUCAGAAACACAAAAGCUUCUUCUCAGUAAAACUAGCUUAGAUACGAACAUAGGCUUGCCUUUGAAAAGAAAGAGGGACCCUGCAGGAGCUGAGCUGGAUGCAUGUGUCAUUGUUGCAAAUGGAGAUGACUGCAUUAUGAGUCCUGAUGUGGUGAUUCCAUCUCCAUCUGGGUGCAAAAAUGAUGAUCAACCUGAAAUAUUUCCAUCUCCAUCUGUGUGCAAAAAUGAUGAUCAACCUGAAAUAUUUCCAUCUCCAUCUGUGUGCAAAAAUGAUGAUCAACCUGAAACGUGCAACACUUGUGGAAAACAGAAAAAGGUCAACAGUGAUUUUGAAAAUCUGAGCGUUUGCUCCUGCAUUGCCCAGCCAGUUGAAGAAUCUGAUCAUGUGGCACAGGAUUUGGAGGAAACUGAUCCAGCUCCGAGCAGAGACUACGAUGAGAACAGGCAAACGCAACACGCUAAAUCAAGUGAUCCCAAAUUGUACUCGUCGAUGUACCCAGAGUAUUGGGUUCCGGUGCAGCUAUCAGAUGUACAGCUAGAGCAAUACUGUCAGACUCUCUACUCCAAAUCUUUAUCUCUUUCUUCGCUGUCAAAGAUUGAUCUUGGAGCUCUCGAAGAAACUCUCAGUUCUGUAAGGAAAACCUGUGACCAUCCAUAUGUUGUCGAUGCAUCUUUGAAACAAUUGCUCACCAAGAAUCUGGAGUUGCAUGAAAUCCUGGAUGUAGAAAUUCAAGCAAGCGGGAAACUUCACCUCCUUGAUAAAAUGCUUACCCAUAUAAAAACGAAUGGUUUAAAAGCAGUUGUCUUCUACCAGGCGACACAAUGCCCUGAGGGGCUUCUGCUUGGUAAUAUUCUCGAAGAUUUUGUGGCUCAAAAAUUUGGUCAAAAAGGUUAUGAGCAUGGGAUUUAUUCCUCAAAGAAGAACGCUAUAAACAAUUUCAACAAGGAGAGCCAAUGCUGUGUUCUGCUGCUGGAAACACGUGCCUGCAGUCAAGCCAUGAAACUCUUGCGGGCUGAGGCAUUUAUUCUUUUUGGAAGCAGCUUGAAUCCUUUGCAUGAUGUUAAGCACUUAGAGAAGAUAAAAGUUGAGUCAUGUUCUGAAAGAACUAAGAUAUUCCGGUUAUACUCAGUAUGUACUGUUGAAGAAAAAGCCCUAAUUCUAGCUAGGCAAAAUAAGUGGCUAAAUAAGCGGCAAAAUAAGGCUGUAGAGAACCUAAACCGUCCUCUCACGCAUGCACUGCUCAUGUGGGGGGCUUCAUAUCUAUUUGAUAAGCUGGAUCAUUUUCACAGCUGUGAAACCCCAGAUUCAAGAGUUCCAUUUGAACAAUCUAUUAUGAACGGCGUGAUUGAUGAAUUCUCGUCCCUACUUUCUUCCAAAGGUGGAGAAGAAGAUGGAGGCAAGCUGUCUCUAGUUUGGGAAGCCAAGCAUGAUCAGGGUACUUACAGCAGUGAUACUUCUCUAUUUGGUGAAAAGCAUAUUAGUUUGCCAGAUGAAGAUAGCCCUAAUUUAUUUUGGACAAAGCUGUUGAGUGGAAAGAAUCCUGUGUGGAAAUACCCGUCAGAUACCACCCAAAGGAAUAGGAAAAGAGUUCAAUAUUUUGAGGGCUCUGGAGCGAGUCCAAAACUUGACGAUGGCGGAAAUGCAAAGAAGCGAAAGAAGGCUUCUGACAAUUUCACUGAUGUCCCAGUAAUUAGUGAUGAAAGAAUGGCCUCGAGGAAGGAUCAAAUGGGGGCUUUGGAGUCACUAAAGGUCGUAGCACCUCAUUCAUCUGGUACUGAUGGUAUGGAUGGAAAUGAGGCUUUCGGCUUGUACUCUAUGGGCUUUCAUAUCUCUGGAAUUCCAGAGGAUAUGUUAUUUAGGCAGGAUUGGAGAAAAAUACAGAGUGAAUCACAGAGUAGGCUCCAUGCUGUUUUAAAGUUGGAAAUGGCAAAACUUUGCCAAGUUUUACAUCUUUCAGAAGCUUGCACAAGCAUGGUUGAAAAAUUUCUGGAAUAUGUUAUUGAAAACCACCGAAUCUACAAAGAGCCAGCUACCAGAUUGCAGGCAUUUCAGUUAGCCCUGAGUUGGAUUGCAGCUUUGUUGGUAAAGCAAAAUCUUAGUCACAAAGAAUCUCUGGUCCGUGCAAAAUCUGAAUUAGCUUUCAAUUGCUCUAGAGUAGAGGUAAAUUAUAUAUACUCGAUAUUGUCAUGCAUGAAGAGUCUGUUCCUGGAGCGCACAGAUGGUUUGCAGUUUGAUUGCUUUGGUACUACUUCUAGUCAGUCAAUGGUUGGUACGAAACAAGUGAAUGAAAGCCUCUCAGGGGCAACAGUGCGUCAGGGAAAGAAUACUACAAAGUCGAUGGAUAGCUCAGAGGAUGAAGAAUGCAUGACUGAGAAGAGAUGUAGUCAUUAUAGCACUGCAACAAAAGAUAUCGAAGAGACUAUUAGAGAUGUUAAAAAGAAAUGCAAGAAGCAACUGCAAAAACUUGGACAAGAGCACAAGGAAAAAAAGGUGCAGCUGUUAAAUAUGCAUGCAGACAAGAAAAAGAAACUUGAAACUAGAAAAAAUUUGGAAGCAGCAGUAAUUCGUAUUACCUGUUCACGGACAAGUACCCAAGUGGAUGAUCUCAAACGGCUGGAACAUGACUUUGAAAGAAAGAUUGAUAAAAUCAAUAGCGAGAAAAGUGAAUGCCUUCAAAGUCUGGAGAAAAUGCACGAGGCUGCAAAGAAGAAGUUGGCUCAGGAUGAAGCCUGUUGGAUUAGUCGGAUAACAAACUGGGCACAAGCUGAAUUGAAAAUUUGUGUUCCCAUUAAAAGUGGCAGCAAGCAUUUUAGUGGAAUAUGCUCAUCAAACACUUCCCAAAAUGCUCAUGAUGGACAAACUUGUAAUGAUGCCAAUGUUGAAGCUACUUAUGCGGAUACAAAUUGCAUGGCUUCGAAGGCAAAUCAAGUACCGGAGGCAGAAAACACAUUAGGAGGAACCAUGUCGGGUGGCACAAAUCAAAAGGGUCAUGAAAUGAUGGGUUUAAGAAAUGACAAGGCGAUGGAUGUCUCAACCUUGUCUCGUGAACAGCAUACAGACAAUGUGGCUUCAAAGAGCCAGACCAGUGAGAACGCGUCUAUCACUGUGCCUGAGAUAUUGAUUCCUGCUGGCUGUCAAGAGGAAUUUGCGGCCUUGAACGUCCAUUUUUCAGAAUACCAGAACUGUGACAGAAUAACAUCAGCAGCACCAGAUGAAGAUGUUUCGUCAAGGGUGCCAGAGAUAUCCCAGUCACUAGCAAAUCUUGCAAAAUCUCCCUCUCCCGAGGUUUCCUUGAAUAGAGAGGAGGCUUUGGUUACAACAGAAAAUAAUAGAACAAAUCAUGUGGGUUCUGAUGCUGAUAACAUUUUGGACCAGCAGAAUAGGGAAACUUGCUCUCUUGACAAGGAAAUUCCUGAAGAGGUAGUAAUGCCUAUGCCACACCCAGCACCUUUGGUAGAGACUAGGGGUGCUACUGAAUCUGAUCAGGAUGAUCAAGAUGUAUAUCCUAUGCCUUCUUCACCGGCUAGAAAGCAACUUGACCCAGCAUCAAACACUCAGGGCCAAAAUAUUGAAGAAGCAAUUGAGCUCCAGUCUGCUGAACCAGAAACUGUAGAGACUACUGAUUUUGCUGCAUCCAGUCAGGGUGAUCAAGUUACAUGUCCUUUGCCAUCUUCACCAGCUGGAAUUCAGCCUGUGCCAGAAGCAAACAUUGAGGGCGAAAAUAUCAACACAUCAUCAGCUGAGCCCCACAUAGCUGGUCCAGAUGCAGUAGAGAGUGGUGAUUGUGCAAUAUCAGAUCAGGAAACAAUGGGUGCUCAGGAUGCAUGCUCUCUGCCAUCUACAUUGGUUGGAACUCAGUCUGACCUAGGAGUUAACAUUGAGGGCCAAAAUAUCACAACAGUGGCUCAGCUUCCCACAGGUGGAUUAGAUGCAGUAGAAACUGGUGGAUCUCCUGUAUCAGAUCAGGGUGCUCUGGAUGCAUCUCCUAUGCCAUUCUCUUCGCCUGGAAAUCAUCCUGCCGCAGAAGUUAACAUUGACGGCCUACAUAACACAACAUUAGCUGAGCAUCACACAACAGUGGCUGAGCCUUGCACUAAUGGAUCAGAUGCAUGUGAAAUGGAAAUAGCAGAAGCUGGUCCCCAAGUAGUGCGGUCAACCUUUGCAAAUGUUGUCCAUGAAGGUGGUGUGGAGCCUUCAGCAGGUGUAACAGCUACUGUUCCAUCACUUCUUAGCAAUAAUAUUGGACAGAGUACCGCUCAACCUGUUCCUCAAAUACCAUUCCCUGUGUUCAACGACCCAUUUCUGCAUGAAUUGGAGAAGCUGCGGAGAGAAUCAGAAAACUCAAAGAAGACUUAUGAAGAAAAGAAAUCAGUCUUGAAAUCUGAACUCGAGAGGAAGAUUGCUGAAGUACGAGCAGAGUUUCAAAGAAGAUUCCAGGAGGUAGAAGCUGAGCAUAACACCAAAACGACAGAGAUAGAGAUGAAUAAAAAUCUUGUUAUAAUGAACAAACUGUUGGCGAAUGCGUUCUUGUCCAAAUGUACCGAGAAGAAGACAUCUCCUUCAGCAGCUCCAAGGGGUCGAAUUCAGCAACUAGCACAGAGAGCAACUAGUACAUUUCCUCUGUCUCCGGCUCCUGCUGCUGCUCCUCUGCAGCUUCAGGCAUCGUCAUACCCUGCUCCUGCUCAGUAUCCUCUGCAGCCUCAGGCAUCUUUGUUUCCUUCUUCAGUCUCUCGUCUAUCAGGCCAUCCUCUGAAUUCCGCGGUCUGCCUAAUGCCUCAGCCAAGACAGCCUCUGAUAUCAAACACAACUCCAACUCUAUCAGCUUCUCCUGCAACUAAUCAAGUUUCCAAUGCAAUUCUACGCUCACCUGCACCACACCUCAACUCAUAUAGACUAUCCUCUUCAACUCCUGGCUCUACAGCUGCUCUAACCUCAUUGCAGCCGCCGCCUCCUCAAGAUUUAACAUAUUCAUGUGUUUUAAAUCAGCAGCAGCAAGAACAACAGGGCUUGAGCAGUGGAUUGCUGGGCAACGAGAAUGUGGUUUGUCUUUCGGACGAUGAGUGAUGAUCUAAUCGGAGAGAUGUUUAGGGUCUAGUUGUUGAUUUAGAGAGAAGUUCAAAAUAUGUCUGUAUAGAAAUAGGUUACCUAAAAAUAUUGAAGUAUGUAUGUUUUGGAUGCGACUUUUGUAGUUGAGAUUAAUCAAAUUCAGUGAGUCAAUAACCGACUCGGUUCGGUACAGUUUUGGUGAAA
Capsella rubella is the source of this 6133-nucleotide messenger RNA. Its product is annotated as helicase protein MOM1. Bases 314 to 5947 code for a protein of 1877 amino acids. The transcript is spliced from 16 exons. The record is from RefSeq and is a predicted model, not a curated record. Gene Ontology annotation, biological process: heterochromatin formation. Lineage: Eukaryota; Viridiplantae; Streptophyta; Magnoliopsida; Brassicales; Brassicaceae.